GGGACCCGUUGGGAAGCAGUAAGAAAACACAGACAAGAAAGGAGCGUGUGAAGACAAAGAGAAAAAUAAAGUGAGACCCAAAAGAGAGAAAGAAAGAAAGAAAGGAAGUAGUACUCUGUUUUUCUUUUAGAAAGUUAAACAAACCUUCAAUGGCUCCUCCACAUCUCUUAUCUGUAUAAAGAAACCUUCACGAGGGGGAUCAUCAUCAUCAUCAACCAGAAGCCAAAGAAAGACGGAGACACGUUUUUAUCUAAUUUUCUUUCCUUUGCAGAGAAACAACCAACAAACCUCAAAAUUACACCAUAAAAUAGCCACCAAUGCUGCUAAGAAACUCCAUUUCCAACACCAAAAAGUUCUUCCGGAAAACCCUACAAAGCUUCAAGUCUUUGUUUUCCGGAGACUACCAAAGGCUUCCCAAAUCCCCUCCUAACAAUCCCUUUUCUUACACGCCCAGCUUGGACAUGAAUUUUGUCCAACCUACGACGACUGAUCACAACGAGUUGGACAAGUUCUACACUGACUUCACCAACAAAUGGGAUUCGGACAAAGACAGGGCAAAGAAGGGGAGCAAGAAACAAGAAACAGAGGUUUAUAGUGGGAGCUUCAUGGAGUUCUCGCAGACCUACCCGACGAAGAAGAAUCAUAAUCAUCAUGAGGAGAUCAUGAAAAGACGAGAAGAUCAUUCGUGUUCUAAAGGCCGUACCCGUACGCGAGGGGGAAAGGCAAACUGGUUGGUCGUACAAAAGCUAAAGGAGUUGGAGAUGUUGGAUAUGAGUAAUGUGGAUCAUCUGUUGGACAUAGAAGAGGUUCUUCAUUACUAUUCUCGCCUCACUUGCCCGGCCUACCUUGACAUUGUCGACAAAUUUUUCAUGGACAUGUGCGCCGAAUUCUUUGGUGCCGGAACGUUAACACCUGCGCGCAGCAUGAUCAGUACUUCAAGGCUGAGGCCACGAUCAGUAAGGUCGUAGACUUUCCUCUUUGGAGAUAUGUAUUUGGAGAGUUAGUGAAGCAAAAGAGAGAAGAAAGUCUGCAGAAACAUAAUUGAAGACUUUCUUUUGCAUGCAUGUGAAUUGUGAAGUACCCCAAGUUUCUUUUAUUUUUAAAAUCUGUCUUCUCGAUUGAUUCGCUUUGUUCAUAGACUCGAUCCCGUUUGUUGAUUAUUGUUUGGGGUACUGUUUUCUAAAUAAUUUCGGCUUAUUUAUUUUUCUUUC
Alnus glutinosa is the source of this 1211-nucleotide messenger RNA. RefSeq lists its product as uncharacterized. The coding region runs from base 318 to 968 and encodes 216 amino acids. The record is from RefSeq and is a predicted model, not a curated record. Lineage: Eukaryota; Viridiplantae; Streptophyta; Magnoliopsida; Fagales; Betulaceae. The transcript has a single exon.